AGAAGAUGAGCUUGCGCGUGCCAUGACUUGACUAUUCUUCUCCGUCUUCUCUUUUCCUUGUUCUUCGUAUUCUUCUUCUUCUUUAAAAUGUGAUCUUAAAACGCGAGGACACGAGAAUUCAGCAUCUCAUCACGAGUUCACGUUCUAAGGCCAAAGAGUCAUUACGCAUCUUUCAGUUUUUGUUUCAUAAGUUCGCUAGUGUUGUAUUCGUCAUGUGUCGGUGUUCGUUUGAAUAAAUCAUUAUGCUCGUGUUUUAUAACUAAUUCCAUGUUCACUUGAUAAAUAUAAAAGAUAUCGAGUUUUAGUGGUAGUUGUUUGAUUUCAUUGGAAAUUAAUUGAGUGAAAGAGUGAAUUUAAAACAGCUAUGCCCUGCUGUGGCGGUCUCCAACCAAGUGUUCGCGUUCCGAUCGAUUUGAACGAUCAAUCUGAUAGCAUUAAGGGUGCUGAGUACAUAAGAGUGUCAAAGUUUUACAAAGACAGCAAAGAAGGAAAAUUUGUGAGUUAUCUUCAUGAUGAUGUCAGGACUUUAUAUGAAUCUUUUCGAAGAGGCGCUAAAGAAUCUAAUAAUGGACCUUGCAUUGGAUGGAGAGAUGGACCUACCAAGCCUUACCAAUGGUUGAAUUACAAUGAAACCCUACUACGAGCAAAAAACUUAGGAUCAGGAUUGAUAUCAUGUGGAUUAAUACCUGGAACUCAGACUCUUGUAGGGCUUUAUAGCCAAAAUUGUCCUGAAUGGGUUCUUACAGAACAAGCCUGUUACAAUUAUUCCCUAGUGGUUGUUCCACUUUAUGACACUCUUGGACCUGAUGCUUGUGCCUAUAUCAUCAAUCAGGCUGAUAUCAGUCUCGUUGUUUGUGAAGAUGAUAAAAAAUGUAAUCUUUUAUUGGAUAAAGCUCCUAGAUGUUUAAGAAAAUUAAUUGUAAUAAAAGAAACAAAAUCAUCAACAAAUCAAAGAGCUAAAAAUAGAGGGAUAGAACUCUUGAGGUUUGAAGAUGUUGAACGACUUGGAGCUCAAAAGAAUCAUCCUGAAGUACCACCAAAGCCUACGGAUCUUUGCACAAUUUGUUACACAUCAGGAACAACUGGACAUCCAAAAGGGGUGAUGUUAAGUCAUCAGAAUGUUAUGGCUGGAGUUAGUGCUGUUUUACUACAGUUAGGAGAUCACAAACCUAAUGCAAAGGAUGUUAUGAUCAGCUUUCUCCCCUUGGCCCAUAUGUUGGAGAGGUGUUGUGAAAAUGGAAUGUACAUAGUUGGAGGAUCUGUUGGAUUUUAUGGAGGAGAUAUUAAAAAGCUUUCUGAUGAUAUGAAAGCUUUGCGGCCUACUGUUAUGCCUGCUGUUCCCAGGCUACUUAAUCGUCUUUAUGAUAGGGUGCAAGCUGAGCUCCAGUCUUCGUUUUUUAAAAGAAUGGUGUUCAAUAUGGGUAUAAGGGCAAAGGAGAGCGAAAUUAAAAAAUGCAUCAUAAGAGGCAACAGCUUUUGGGAUAAAGUUGCUUUCAAAAAAAUUAGAGAAUCUAUGGGUGGAAGGUUAAGGUUAAUGGUCGUAGGUUCAGCACCACUUGCAGGCAAUGUUCUAACUUUUGCUCGAUGCACUCUGGGCUGUCUUAUCGUUGAAGGCUAUGGACAGACCGAAUGCUGUGCUCCUAUUACUCUAACUGUUCAGGGUGACUAUAUACCAGAGCACGUGGGACCUCCUGUAGCAUGUUGUUGCGUCAAAUUAGUGGAUGUACCUGAAAUGGAGUAUUGGGCAGCUAACAAUCAAGGAGAAGUCUGUGUUAAAGGCACUAAUGUAUUCUAUGGUUAUUAUAAAAAUCCAGAAAAAACUGCUGAAGUUAUUGAUGAACAGGGAUGGCAUCAUACUGGAGAUGUUGGAAUGUGGCUUCCAAAUGGAGUUUUAAAAAUCAUAGAUAGGAAGAAACAUAUCUUUAAACUUUCUCAAGGAGAAUACAUUGUUCCAGAGAAAAUUGAAAAUAUUUACAUAAGAAGUCAAUACGUCCAUCAAGUUUUCGUUCAUGGGGAAUCUCUUAAAUCAUGCGUUGUUGCAAUUGUUGUGCCCGAUGUCGACGUCGUUAAAUGCUGGGCUUUAGAAAAUAAAAUUCCCGGUACCUUAAGUGUCCUUUGUGCAAAUCCAGAAGUUAAAAAACUCAUUCACGAGGACAUGCUUGCUUGGGGUAAAGAAGCAGGCCUUAAAUCAUUCGAACAAGUUAAAGAUAUUUAUCUACACCCAGAUCCAUUUUCGGUACAAAAUGGCCUUUUAACACCAACAUUAAAAACUAAACGACCGCAACUCAAAGCCUACUUUAAGCCUCAAAUUGAUGAUCUUUACAAAAAUUUAGACUGAUACGAAGAGUAAAUUUAGAUAUUUUAGUUCGCCAGCUGUUGCAUGGCAUGAACGCAAGCAAUCAAGUUGUUAAUAGACGUUUGGUAACUUUUCGGUAAAUUAUCGUCAUUUUACACAAAUAUAUCUUGAUAAAAUAUACUUUUUUCUUUCAUUUAAGUUAUCCUGCAUAGCUGAUAAGAAAAAAAAGUAUUUUUGAGUCUGUUACACCUUGAUAGAAGUUAAAAAAUAUUUAUAAUAAUAAUGUGAUAUAAAAGAUGUUCUGUAAUUGAAACUUUUACGUAGAAAAUAUUUAAAUAUUCUAGUUUUAAAAAUAUUGGUAUGGAAUAAAUUAACAGAGGUUUCGUAGAAAAUUAAUGUUUAUUCAAAUACUUCUAUGCACUUGAUGCACCAAUUUGCCUUGAUAUAAAUCCAUGUGAGUAUAAAAAUAAAUUCAGCAAAAUUUCCAUUAUACAAAACAUUUAAACGAUUUCAUGAUAGUAGGGUUGUGAAUUACAUUAUUAAAUUACGUGCAUGCAAGAUAGAAGAUACUUUAUUGAUUCUCAAUCUAAUUAAAAUUUAUUUAUACCCUGGAAACUCAUUGUUCAACAUUUACUGGUCAUUUUCAUCAAAUCAAUGAUACAAAUAAAAAUGUAAUAUCUCAAUUAUAUACACCAUUUGAAAUGCAUUGAAAUCAAUAAGUACAUGAUAAAUAAAUUAAAGAAUUUUCUAUGCUUCAGUCAAGGUCAAAUAGACUCAUAAAAAACCAAUAAUAAUCAAGCAAUAAAAGAAUGUCGAAUAUUUUCCAAAAAUUACCAAAUAAAAUUGCAAAUAAAAAACUUUUUUAAAAAAUAGAUUAAAAUAAUAAAUUAUGCAAGUUUAUCACUUUUUUCCACAAAUGUCUGCCUCACAUGCUCUAGGCUCUUGUUCUUGUUCGUAUAUUUCAUUUAAAAAAAAAACAAUCCUUUUUGUUCUAUUUUAUUACAUAAUCUCUUAUAUAUAAUUUUCAUAUGUCAAUAUUAUAGUAAUGACUUCAUUUUAUGAAAAUAACAAAUUCAAAUAAAUCUUUACCAAUUACAUAAAUCAAUACUUUAUUAUAUUUAUCCUCAUACUCUUCAUAUUAUUUAAGUAAGCAACUCAACUAUAAAUGAUAAAUAAAAAGAUACGAUUAUUUAACUAAACAACUUCUCUGU
Messenger RNA from Chelonus insularis, 3507 nucleotides. Its product is annotated as long-chain-fatty-acid--CoA ligase 1. Bases 365 to 2338 code for a protein of 657 amino acids. Gene Ontology annotation, biological process: long-chain fatty acid metabolic process. Gene Ontology annotation, cellular component: membrane; endoplasmic reticulum. Lineage: Eukaryota; Metazoa; Arthropoda; Insecta; Hymenoptera; Braconidae. The transcript is spliced from 8 exons. The record is from RefSeq and is a predicted model, not a curated record. Gene Ontology annotation, molecular function: long-chain fatty acid-CoA ligase activity.